Hypanus sabinus (Atlantic stingray) is the source of this 2947-nucleotide messenger RNA. RefSeq names its product protein transport protein Sec61 subunit alpha-like 1. Gene Ontology annotation, molecular function: transmembrane protein transporter activity; signal sequence receptor activity; ribosome binding. The coding region runs from base 174 to 1604 and encodes 476 amino acids. Gene Ontology annotation, biological process: post-translational protein targeting to membrane, translocation; SRP-dependent cotranslational protein targeting to membrane, translocation. Lineage: Eukaryota; Metazoa; Chordata; Chondrichthyes; Myliobatiformes; Dasyatidae. The record is from RefSeq and is a predicted model, not a curated record. The transcript is spliced from 12 exons. Gene Ontology annotation, cellular component: membrane; Sec61 translocon complex.
GGGAGCACGGACGUGUCUCGGCGCUGACGUGUCGUUCGGACCCCGUAAGGCGACUUUCUUCCUGAGCGAAGCGGCCGGCGGCGAAGCUCCGGACCGAGACUGAGAGCUUUCUUCUUUCCCUUUGCCCCCGCAACAGCACGGGAAUCCCAGCCGGCACCGACAAUUGAGCAGCCAUGGGCAUAAAAUUCCUUGAAGUUAUCAAGCCGUUCUGUGCUGUGUUACCAGAAAUCCAAAAACCAGAAAGAAAGAUUCAGUUCAGAGAAAAAGUAUUAUGGACAGCCAUUACACUCUUCAUCUUCUUGGUCUGUUGCCAGAUUCCUCUAUUUGGCAUCAUGUCCUCAGAUUCUGCAGAUCCUUUCUACUGGAUGAGAGUUAUAUUAGCUUCAAACAGAGGCACAUUGAUGGAACUUGGUAUCUCACCAAUUGUUACCUCUGGUCUCAUAAUGCAGCUUCUGGCAGGUGCGAAGAUAAUUGAAGUUGGUGACACUCCCAAAGAUCGAGCUCUCUUUAAUGGAGCACAAAAACUUUUUGGUAUGAUCAUCACGAUCGGACAAGCAAUCGUAUACGUCAUGACGGGCAUGUAUGGAGAUCCAUCAGAAAUGGGAGCUGGCAUCUGUCUCUUGAUCAUAAUUCAGUUGUUUGUAGCAGGUCUGAUCGUCCUGCUGCUGGAUGAGCUGCUGCAGAAAGGUUAUGGCCUGGGCUCUGGCAUUUCCCUCUUCAUUGCCACCAACAUCUGUGAGACCAUCGUAUGGAAAGCUUUCAGUCCCACUACAGUGAACACUGGUAGAGGGACUGAAUUUGAGGGGUCAAUCAUUGCCCUCUUCCAUCUCCUGGCCACAAGACAGGACAAAGUCCGUGCUCUUCGUGAAGCCUUUUACCGUCAGAACCUGCCAAACCUCAUGAAUCUCAUUGCAACCAUCUUUGUCUUUGCUGUAGUGAUAUACUUUCAGGGCUUCAGAGUGGAUCUGCCAAUCAAGUCUGCUCGCUACCGUGGACAGUACAAUACCUAUCCCAUCAAGCUUUUCUACACAUCGAACAUUCCUAUCAUCCUUCAAUCUGCCCUGGUCUCCAACCUGUACGUCAUCUCCCAGAUGUUGUCUACAAGAUUCAGUGGCAAUUUCCUGGUCAACCUGCUGGGCACCUGGUCUGAUAACACAGGUGGUGGUCCGGCACGCGCAUAUCCUGUUGGUGGUCUGUGCUAUUACCUGUCUCCUCCUGAGUCAUUCGGCUCAGUGCUGGAUGACCCUGUGCACGCUGUGAUUUACAUCGUCUUCAUGUUGGGCUCCUGUGCUUUCUUCUCCAAAACCUGGAUUGAAGUAUCUGGUUCUUCUGCCAAGGACGUUGCCAAGCAACUAAAAGAACAGCAGAUGGUGAUGAGAGGGCACCGUGAGACUUCAAUGGUCCAUGAGCUUAACAGAUAUAUUCCCACUGCUGCUGCUUUUGGUGGUCUUUGCAUCGGUGCACUCUCUGUACUUGCUGACUUUCUGGGGGCGAUUGGGUCUGGGACUGGUAUCUUGUUGGCUGUGACCAUCAUUUACCAGUACUUUGAGAUCUUCGUGAAAGAACAAAGUGAAGUGGGAAGCAUGGGAGCUCUGCUGUUCUAAUGGCGUGGAGCAUCUCCGUUCCCGAGUAUAUUCAUGAUUGAAGCCAGAGAAAUUUCAGAAUUAUCACAGCAGAGAUUGUCUUCAACCUUUUUUCACCUACCAUUGCCCUUCCUUUUACACAGGAGAGCUUGUGUGGCUUCUGGGUGGCAAAGGUUAAUUUGUUUUUUUCAUUUUUUUGGCACUGUGUGCUAAAAAGCAAAUUGUGGCAUCUGUUUAAUUAUGGUUAAAAGCACAAAUGACCACCAUACGAAGAGUGUUCUUUGUGUGAGUGUUGUAUUGAUGUGUCAUUUACUUCCACCAACCCCCCCACCCCCCAAUUGAAAGGGGGAACAAACGCCUGGGGUGAAUUUGUUUUAUAUAUAUUUAAACAAAAACUGUACUAAUAGUUAUUAAAUCUGACAAACCAGGAAUAUUUUCUGGUUUUCUGCUGGUUCAAGCUCUGGUAAACCUCGUUUCUGAGCUUAAACACUGUGGUAGACCUUGGUACAGCUGACCCAGUUAGGGGCGGAGAAGAUGGUGAGGGUGACUUCUGUUAACAAUUCUGAGAAAAGUGUGUCAAGAAAAGAUCUAGAGUUGUGCUGUGCCCUACCGGAAUAAUCAGCUAACUAAGAUGGACUCUGAGUGGCUACCGUGUGAUGUUUCAAUGGCAAAGUUACUUAUUCCCAGGGUGAUUUCCCACGCCCGUCAUGUGUGGAGAUAGAGGCCAUCUACUGCUUUGUAGGUGCCAGUACAUGCGCUAAACUCUGUAGGUUCUAAUGGCUGAAUUUUUUUCCCAGCAAAUUUAUUGAAAGUAUGGGUUAACUUUGUCCAUAGCCCAGCGGUUUUGGAGAGUCUGAGCCUGCUUGUAGAUUAACUUCAUUUAAUUACUCUAAAUCACAGGCUUUUUCCCUCAGUGUUAGGCUGAAUAAAUUAAGAGUUUCCAUGUGUCUACAGGGUGAGUCUGGAGCAAGUAUUCGGCAGCUGAGGGCAUGAAAAUGUGUACCUUUUCCCCUUCACUGUCUUCUGUUCAGUUGUGUAGUUAUGUCUUCCAUAACUGGGACACUUCUUUCUCUGGCUCCCUAACCCAGAGUAGGCACGGGAGUGCAGGAUGCUUAUAGAAAGGCAGGUGAGAGAAGUGCACGUGGUAUUACUGAGUUAAUUUUACAGUGUUGGCCCUCGGUGCCUCCCUGCUCCUACCAGUAGAAAUUCCAUGAGUUGUACAGAGUCCUCACACGUUCAGAAGAAACUGACGUCCCUCUGCUGUGCUGAUAUUUCAAUGCCUUCUCUUGCUGAGUGUAAUAUGUUUCAGGAUUUCUUUCUAUAAGUUCUCGGUUCCAGUUUGGAAUAAAUGGAAUUUCUAUGCA